Molecule: messenger RNA, 4447 nt
Organism: Papaver somniferum (opium poppy)
Lineage: Eukaryota; Viridiplantae; Streptophyta; Magnoliopsida; Ranunculales; Papaveraceae
Exons: 3
Coding region: 315-4157 (1280 amino acids)
Biological process (GO): DNA repair
Molecular function (GO): DNA binding
Source: RefSeq, a predicted model, not a curated record
UCCCCCCAAGGACGAUAAACAUUACCAUCCAUCCCCAGCACCACACAUCACAAUAUGCUGCUGCUUUCUUUCCCCAUCGCCAAGCGGGAAAUAAGAUGAAGAAAGAAAUUAUUCACCAAAACUUCUUCUAGAUCUCAUCACUAGACAAACUCUUGCUGUAGCUUUCAUCAGUUUCACAUUUCAGUUCUGAGUCUGACCUGAUUUAAGCCCUGGCUAACUCUCUCUCUACCUAAAUCGUUUAACUAUCUCUCUCCCUUGAUUUCCUUUUUUUCUUCUUCUUCUUUAGUCUGGCUGUUGAUUCGGAGAAGAAGACCAUGGCAGUUAUAUUUGAAGGUUUCUCCAUAAGAGAGUAUACAUCAAAGGUUAGAAGUGUUAACGUGGCUAAGUGUUGGCCAUUUGAUGAUGUGAAUAAAGCGUCAACAUCAUCAACAGCAAAGAGAACAGAUGUAGAAAUGAACAAAUUAUUACCACCUUUAACAUGCCGGAAGUACAGAUGGUGGUCAAAUGAAGUCAAACUUCUAAACGGAGAAGAAUCAGUCCAACCACCCUCUGAUGACAAAUUUCAAAGUGGGUUUCAUGAUGAUAAGGAUAGUGGUUUUGGUUUUGAUGGCGAUGGUGAUGAUGAUAAGAAGAAUGAUAAAAAAGAAAAGGAAGAAGAAGUGGUUUUGACGAGGAAAGAGAAAGAAGAACAGAAAAUGGUAAUGGUAUGUCCAGUUUGUCAGAAGUUUACGGCAUCUACUGUGAAUGCAGUAAACAUUCAUAUUGAUAGUUGUCUUUCCAAAGCUUCUAAAAGAGAAAAGAAACUCAUUAGAUUAGCUAAGAAGAUUGCUGCAGAGGCCGAGGCAGCCAAGUCCUCUUCCAAAACAAAGAAGAAGAAACGGUCCAUUGUUGAGAUUUUUGCCGUGGCUCCACAAAUUGAAACCCUACAAAUCCAAGAAGAAGAAGAAGAAGGCUACAAGCAAGAAGAAGAUAAUACUGAUGAUAAUGAAGAAGACGAAGUAGAAGUUGGUGAGUGUACUAAUAAUAAGAAAUUAUUGAAAGGAAAGAAGAAGAAGAAAAAGAAGUUAUCAUCAUCACCAAAAGCAGAUGCUACAAUGGGAAUGAUUAGGAAUUUCAAGUUUGAUAAUAAAAAGAAGAAGAAGAAGAAAAAGACUGAUUGUUCAACAGUAACAUCGACAUCAUUAUCACCGAAAUUAUUCAAGAAGAAGAAGAAUAAGAUCAAAAAGAAGUCAAAAGUCCCGGUACUGAACCAGGUCUUAGAACAGGAGAUAUUUAAGCACCAGCAAGGCAAGCUUCCACUGCUGCCGAUUCACAGCAUAUUAAAGAAUCAGAGAAGUGUUGUAUCUUGCCAAAAAUCCUCUUCAAUUGGAAACCUGCAGGAUUGUGAUUGCACAAAUUUUCGUUGUGUUCGACGUUCAAAUAAGCAUGUUUGGUUUUCGGGUAAAGACGACAUACUUGGACCGACCAACGGUGGGGUUUCUUCCUUCCAGCUGCCUCAAAUACACAGUAUUCAUGGCCAAGUACCUUAUGAUGUCAUGGGCAAUGCAUUAGUUAGACAGAAUGAAGUAUCUGCUGCUGAUGAAGCUCCUGUGGCAAAUGGAGGUGAUGCAGGUGUUAUUUGCAUUACUAAUGCAUCUGGGACCCGAUCUAUACAUGAAAAAGACGAUUUGGAUGAUCCAACUGGUUAUGAUUCUCCAUCAACUUUCCUCAGUUUAAGUAGUAUCAGUUGUCAAGAUAACAAAAAAGGCUUCUUAGUUGAUGCUUUGGAUGAAACUCAAGGAAAUUGUCCACAUCCUGAUGAUUCCCGCCUCUUUCAUCACGGUAGCUCGCCUGCUUUCUAUAAUCUUCUAUCUGCAGAUAUGCCAAGGUUCGUCACCUCUGCUCUAAAUGAUGGUUACGCUUCCAAUUUGGACUGUCGAAGAGAUGGAGAUGUGCAAGGGUUGGUGGAUAUGAGUGGACCCCUGCCUGAUCAUUUUGUAAAUUCAGUUGCACAAUCUGUUUCCAAGAGUUCACUACUAAACAUGAAGACUACUACACAGCCUUCUUCAACUUUCUUAACUUUAACUACAGAAUCAAGUGGGAUAAAACCUUCUCUCCCACAAAAUUCCGGGCUUACUUCAAAUGGUAAUACGACAGAUAACUCCACUCUUCACCAUUUAUCUCCUAAAGAUCUGAUGAGUUGUCUUUCUUCAUCGAUUGAGUGGAAGAAACGGAGGGGAUCUCUAUGUGGGGGGAAGCAUAUUGACGAGAAUUUUAUUGGUUUGCCUCUGAAUUCACAAGGUGCAUAUGUCCAGUCUUCCUCAAGUAGCAGUAAAGUAGGGUAUAACUGUUUAGAUAAACAAGAUAAAAUGGUGGGCUCGUCCAGCGGCUUCCAAACUCACAAUGUGUGGCCAAACAUAGAGAAGCAGUAUGUGGAAAGACAAGCUUCAAGAGGUCAUUUACAAUUGUUUCCUGAGGAAAUCUGUUUCAGAGAUAAUCCUAAAGUGGAUGUGCCAUCCAGCUUUGGUGUUACACAGUGUAAUGGAGGAACAGAAACUCACUGGGAAGACUCGUUUAGGAGUACGAGUGAAUCUGUACGGCAAUUGGAUUCUGAGCUAAGCAUGUUGAAACUUUGUUCUUAUGGGUCAUGCGACCGAAGUGGGUCUACUGUAAAUCAGACAGAAAAUCAAAAGAGUCGAGCUGAAAAGAGUCCAGAAUGUGGGUUGCUGCCUCAGAAUCAAUUAACUAUACGGUUGAUGGGUAAAGAUGUUACCAUUGGUAGAGCGAACGUACAAGUCUGUAGUUUUGAGGAUGAAGGUUUAUGGACUGACAAGGAAAUUAUAACAGAGCAUCAUCUUCCCAUGGCAGCCCCCGAAGGCUCUUCGUUUCACGGACAUUCUUGUCCUAAAUGGAUUGAACAUUCAGUACUACAAAAACCAAACGAAACUGCGUCUCAUCUAUGGAAAGCUCAAACCAGCUCACCGCAGAUUUUGCAGAUGAAAGCUGUAGAACCUAGUUUUUCUCAGUUGUACUACAAGUGGAGGACACCUUAUCUGUCACACGCUGGUGUUUCCUUGAUCAGUAAAAAACAAUGCCUGGAAACCCGAAAGGUUGCUUCCGAUUCAUCGAUGGAUAGGGCGGCGAAGGUUCCAGCAUCUAGUACUGCUCAAGAUGAAUCUCGCUACACCGGACGUGAAAUGCCAGUACAAUCAUCGGCUCCACACAAUGCUUGUGAUCAUACACUUUUCAGCUCUACGCAAUUUAAGCACAGCCAGAGCACGUCUGUUCAUGAAAAACAUUCGCGUUUCGUAUUUCCCUUCUCAAGCGAGGAUCUCCCGGAGUAUGUGCAACCAUCACGGUUUGAAAGCUCUUCACAGCAGUUGCCACAGUGGUUGAUAAACCCUAAACAGCAGAAAGUUACUCCGCCUGCUUUAUCCAAACCUUACUUUGCUGCAAGGGCUACACACCAUCCAUCUAGCAAAUUAGGUAUCUCUUCUCCACAUAAAAAAUCGACAGUUCCACUUGCUUCUGAACCAGGAACCUCAAUCCACCGCAUGCAGAAAUCAGCUGGUGGGACUUCGUUGAAUUUCCCUCCAAUCAUCCCAGCUCCUCCUGGAUUCAGAAGGUGUUUUCCUAGUAACUCGUUUUCUAAAAAAUUAUUUAAGAUCAAGGAUGGAAGUUAUUCCAGGAUUUCAUCUCUUAAUAAUAUCGAUCAAGUUAAGAAAACCAACAAGAGGCCUGCAGCUACAUCAAAUGAUUUGUCAAGAUCCUUUAAGAGACUCAACUGGCAGAUGCAAGAGUUUGAUGGCAAGUUGGGGUUGGACAGAGCUGCAGAUAGUAGAGUUCACACACAACCUAAUUCUUCCCCACCUGAACAUGACGAAUACAGAAAUGAAGGGAGUGAUGUGGGAGGUGACAGCCAUGGACUAUCUCAGGAUAUUCAUGAAGAGGAUGGAUUCAGAACCUUGCCAAGCUCUAACUUCUGUAAAUCGGACACUAUGGGUAGAUCAGGUCCAAUUAAACUAACUGCAGGAGCAAAGCACAUCUUGAAACCUAGUCCAACAAUUGCUCGAGAUAUUCCUAAGCCAACUCAUCCAAUAAUUCCUCUUGGACAAGUUGCCAAUGCUAGUAAAGUUUCAGAACUUCAGAAGAAACCGGUGCAAAUUUUCAAGCUCUAAGAGAGUAAGUCAGAGCUGUUUAUGUCGUUUGACUUCUUAGUGCUUCACAUGGGCUGCUAUUGGGCAAUGGUUUUGCUACCAAUAGGAAUCCUUCCAAUAGAGGUAUGUUGUGAUGGUUGUGUAAUUUCCAUGGAUGAUAGAGAGACAACCAAGUAAUCUACCAUGGUGCUUAAUGUACUGUACUACUUUCUUGUACCAAAGGCAUGUUACUUCAAUAGUUAGGCCUUUGUCUUGGCGAAGUAAAUGCACUCUAAUCUAAUUAAAAGUCCUAAAAAUUAGCUUUUGUGGAA